Messenger RNA from Sipha flava (yellow sugarcane aphid), 1078 nucleotides. RefSeq names its product small nuclear ribonucleoprotein-associated protein B (gene SmB). The transcript is spliced from 6 exons. Lineage: Eukaryota; Metazoa; Arthropoda; Insecta; Hemiptera; Aphididae. Gene Ontology annotation, biological process: mRNA splicing, via spliceosome. Bases 187 to 816 code for a protein of 209 amino acids. The record is from RefSeq and is a predicted model, not a curated record. Gene Ontology annotation, cellular component: U5 snRNP; cytoplasm; U1 snRNP. Gene Ontology annotation, molecular function: RNA binding.
UCUAGUCGGUCAAGCUGCCGACAACGUUUGUUUUGUUUACUGGUCAAGUGAAAUAUGCUCUCACGAUUUUAAACGUUUGUGAUAGAUUUUUAAUUAUUAUUUAAAUAGUAAAUUGUGAUUAACUAAUAUUAGUAAAAAUUCCUGGUAUUUUUUCAUUUAUUGUUCUGUGACGUCCUCGCCGUAAACAUGCCGGUCACAAAAAAUAAUAAAAUGAUGCAGCACAUCAAUUACAGAGUGCGAGUCAUCUUACAAGAUUCUAGAAUGUUUAUUGGCACAUUUAAAGCCUUUGAUAAGCAUAUGAAUUUGAUACUGGCUGAUUGUGAAGAGUUUCGUAGAUUAAAAAGUAAAGCUAAAAUACCAACGAUACCUUCUGAACCAAGAGAAGAAAAGCGAGUACUUGGUUUUGUUUUAUUACGAGGUCAAAAUAUUGUAUCUAUAACUAUUGAAGGACCCCCACCACCAGAAGAAGGUCUUCCUAGAGUACCUUUACCAGGUGGAGGUGGUGGCCCAGGAUCAAGUCGUGCUGCUGGACGAGGAAUGCCUUCUGUUUUACCUUCAGUAGCUACACCAGGCUUACAAGGACCUGUGCGAGGUGUUGGAGGUCCUUCACCUGCUGCUAUGGCUCCAACUAGAGGUGCUCCUGCUCAACCUCCAAUCAGAGGUCCACCAAUGAUGGCUCCUCCUCCAGGCAUGAUGCCUGGUAUGCCACCAAUGCCUGGUAUGGGUAGAGGUGGACCGCCACCAAUGCCAACUAAUAACAUGCGUGGACCUCCACCAAUGAUGAGAGGUCCGCCUUCUGGUCCAAGAGGUUAUUAGUAAGUGGUUCAAAUAUUUUUGCCUGAAGAUUUGAUUUAAGUAAAUAUAUAAUCAUGGUAUAAAAUUCUACAACUUUAUUACCAAUUUCACCAAAUAUUGUAUAACUCUUCCCAUAUUUCAUAUAAAUAUUUUAAUUCCUGGUAAUAAAUGCAUUUAAUGAUUAUAUUGUCCGAUUAUAAUAUUUUUACAUUGUAAUGUAUAUUACAAGAAUAAAGUAUGUGUGUAAAACAUGAAAUUUUACACAACAACGAGUAUCUCUUUA